AUAGAAAAUGAGACAAAAAUUACUAAAACUUCGAGAAGAAAUGGAUGAAUAUAUUGAAAAGUUAGAAUAGUAAACGAAAGAUAUUAAAACAAAUAAAGUAAAUUAUUUAGAAGAAAUCAAUUAUCAAAUGGACACUUUAAAUUACUAUCCUCCAGAUGAGUUAAUAAAUUAAUCAUAUUUGAAAAUAUUGAAUUCAAGAUUAGUUCCAUGUCCAAAUCCAUCUGCUAAGAAAGUCUUUGAAUGCAAUGAUGAUCAAAAUAUUGAAGAAGAAUCUAAUUAAGUGCUAACAACUUAUGAAUAUUUUAAAUUAAGACCAUAAUAAGGGCUUGCAUAUUCAAUAGGUGAUAGAUUACCUUAACCGAUGAAAAAAAUUCGAUAAAAUUUUGAAGAAUAACCAACUGAAAUAAGAAACUAAACUUAAGUUUUAUGUGUAUGUUUUAAAGAAUUAUACGGGGAAAGCAAUUUAGCAUAAUGGUAAAUUAUAACCGGACAAAAAAGAAUCUUUGCUUUUGAUAUGAAAUAACCCUAUGAUAUGAUGUAUUCUUUAUCAGGAGAAGGUUCACUACCUUGGGAACCUCCUUCAUCUUAGUAAAUAUUUAUAAAUAAAUUUUAGUUCGAGUGUUCAAGAAUGA
This is a messenger RNA of Paramecium sonneborni, 632 nucleotides long. NCBI's taxonomy places the organism in Eukaryota, Ciliophora, Oligohymenophorea, Peniculida, Parameciidae. The record is from the annotation of a GenBank genome assembly.